AUGGCAGCGGAUUCUGGGUCGGCGCCAAGUCCCCUGAUGCGAGUGGGAGUGCUGGCGCUGCAAGGCUCGUUCCGCGAGCACAUUGCAGCUCUCCUCAGGUGCGCAACGGCUUUCGAUGCGGUAGAGGUCCGUCCUGACGCGACGCCGCGGGCCGUGCAGGCGCUCAUCAUUCCCGUCCCUCUCCCCUACCUCCCGCCAUGUCGCAGCGCUACGCAGCGAUGCGGACUGGUGAGGUGCUUUGACGCCUUCCCCCUGUGCCUCUGGCCCUUCGCCCCACUAUCCCUCGUUCCAAUACCUGCCCUCCACGCUAUCGUUUUGGCUACCCCCCUUCCCGUCAUCAUCCCCGGCGGGGAGAGCACCACCAUGGCCAACCUCGCCCAGCGAUGCGGACUGCUCGGCGCGCUGCAGGAAUUCGCAGCCUCUGGGCGGCCAGUGUGGGGGACGUGCGCCGGACUCAUAUUCCUGGCUAACAAGGCGCUAGGUCAGAAGUCAGGAGGGCAGGCGCUGCUUGGGGGACUGGACUGCACCGUGCACCGCAACUUCUUUGGCAGCCAGAUCAACAGCUUUGAGACUCUCCUUCCCUUCCCGCACCACACCCUUCAAUCCACCUCUUCAGCAGCACCACCAUCAGAACCAUCGGCAUCAACAGCAGCAGCGCCAGCAGCACCACCCACACCUUCCCAGUCUCCCGCUUCCCCCUUUCGGGCUGUCUUCAUCCGAGCCCCUGCCAUCAUCCACACCGGCCCUGCUGUUGAGGUGCUGGCGGAGUACCCUCUUCCCAACCGUGCCUCUGCCGUCGCCGCACCUGCUGCCCCGGUCGCACCUGCAGGCGCUGGUUUGGCCGAGCCCGCAGCUGCUGCUUCGGCCGUGCCUGACCAGAGUGGCCAGGAGCUUUCCGAAGAAGAAAUUCUAGCUAAGUUGGAUCGGGUGGCAGUGGCGGUGAGGCAGGGCAGGCUGUUGGCCACGGCAUUCCACCCAGAGCUCACAGCCGACCUCAGAUGGCACCGCCUGUUCCUUCAGAUGAUUCUCGACGCACUCCAGUCCUCUCCAGACCUGGCUGCCGUACCUGCGGCCCAAGCCACUUCUGCAGGUUCGGCAGGCAACCCCGGUGCCAGCAGUGUGCCAAAUGUGGACCCAGGGGACCUGCCAGUAUUUGGUUCGGCACCGGACCUAAAGAUUGAGCUCAAGCCUGUACCUCAAUUGUAG
Messenger RNA from Closterium sp. Naga37s-1, 1206 nucleotides. Lineage: Eukaryota; Viridiplantae; Streptophyta; Zygnematophyceae; Desmidiales; Closteriaceae. The record is from the annotation of a GenBank genome assembly.